AUGUCCAUGAUUGAUCCUCCAGAUAUUCACUAUAUAGAUCGAAUUGAGACUGUUGACCAGUCAAGCAAUGAUGAUGCUGCCUCUUCUUCUUAUACCUCUGCGAACCCGAUAAAGCUCGGCGACUUCAGCAAGCUCUUCGCCGAGUUCCUUGAUUCUCCUCCUCCUCAGCAUAGAUAUGAUCCCGGCCCAGACUUUCUGGCCAGAAGCGACUACGACGAUGACUAUUCGCCGGCGCAGAUAGUCCUGGAGCCCGCCAGUUUGUCAUCGACGCCCUCGAGUUAUGGCCCUGAGCUGUUGCCCCCUGCAAAGCGAUCGCACACGAGCAUCGUCCAUCAUGAUCUUCCAUGUGAUAUAAAGGCUCUCCCAUCAAGCGAACAACAUAUCGAUUCCGCCUAUGGAACAACAUCCUCUCCGCCAGAUCUGUCGCCAUCCGCAUGUCGACAUCCAUCAUCUCAGGGCCGGGGACGUCGGCGGGCUGGGCAAUCCGACUUCCUGACGUCUUCUUCUCCCGAAUGCCCAGAAUGCUCGCCUCCAGCCAAUACUAUGCGUCAUUCCCGCUCUUUGAUGAACAAACUUCCAAGCGACGUGCGUGAAAAGCUACGCUUAAAGGACGACAGACACAGGGCGCUUAUGAUGAAUCUCGUCCCGUAUCGUAUGCGAGAUGCCUCCAUGGCGGGAAAACACCCCACAAUCACUUCGCAAGGCAUUCACGUCUUCGUCGACAUGUCCAAUAUCGAUAUUGGGUAUCAAAAGACGUUGAAGGGAUCCCAACGUAUUAACGCAAACACUCGUCUAUCACCUGUGCCUCAUCUAAACUUGCAAUUCUUGACCAAAAUACUCGUUCGGGAUCGGCCAGUUGUUGCGCUGAAUGUCUGCUGCUCUACUCUCCCAGGUCGUUCAGAACCUCGUUUUGUGCAGCAGAUGCGCGAGCUAGGUUAUCACGUUGAUCUAAGAGAGCGCAAGGGCGUUCUUGACGGUGGACUGACCUUCACUGGAGCUCCUGACACUCUUCGUUAUGUCGAGGACCUCGUGGACGAAACUCUACAGGUCCGCAUUGCCGAGUCUGUAAUGGAAUACUUUCGCACGCCUGGUACCAUCGUACUGGCUACUGGAGAUGCUAAACCUUCUCCGCACUCUGAUGGAUUUUUCUCAUAUGUCGAGCGAGCACUAAAGAUGGGCUGGAAUGUUGAAGUUAUCUCCUGGAGAGGCAAUCUCUCCCAGAGGUGGAUUGAUAGAGAGUGGACCUCUCAGUGGCAUGACAAGUUUCGUGUUAUUUUAUUGGAUGAAUUUCUAGAGGCUCUGAAGUGA
Molecule: messenger RNA, 1308 nt
Organism: Trichoderma aggressivum f. europaeum
Lineage: Eukaryota; Fungi; Ascomycota; Sordariomycetes; Hypocreales; Hypocreaceae
Exons: 1
Coding region: 1-1308 (435 amino acids)
Source: RefSeq, a predicted model, not a curated record